CGGACUGACAACUCAUGGGGCCCCCGGGCAAUAGGGGAUCAUGGGGCCCCUGUGUCCUUGCCCAAACUCAAAAAAGCCCUGGUAAAAGCCAAGAGCAUUCAUGGGGCCCCCCUACUGACCCCGGGCCCAUUUUUGCGGUGCCCGAGUUUCCAAAUGUGGUCAGUCCGCCCCUGGUCACAGCUUGUCACAUGGUACAAGACUGUUGUGAAUAGCCUUGUACCAUGUGACCUCUGUGAUCAUUCACAGAUUUCACAGGUAGUAAGGAAUGAUGUCAUGAAGUGACUU
Molecule: messenger RNA, 285 nt
Organism: Staurois parvus
Lineage: Eukaryota; Metazoa; Chordata; Amphibia; Anura; Ranidae
Source: the annotation of a GenBank genome assembly